Messenger RNA from Zerene cesonia (dogface butterfly), 1158 nucleotides. RefSeq names its product odorant receptor 4-like (gene Or-15). The record is from RefSeq and is a predicted model, not a curated record. Gene Ontology annotation, molecular function: odorant binding; olfactory receptor activity. Gene Ontology annotation, biological process: detection of chemical stimulus involved in sensory perception of smell; sensory perception of smell. Gene Ontology annotation, cellular component: plasma membrane. Lineage: Eukaryota; Metazoa; Arthropoda; Insecta; Lepidoptera; Pieridae. The transcript is spliced from 5 exons. The coding region runs from base 1 to 1158 and encodes 385 amino acids.
AUGGCUAAUAUUUCAGAUUGUUUUCACAUGAAUUUUGUUUGUCUUAAAAUAUUCGGUUUAUGUUUUGGCAACAAACCAAACAAAUUUUAUAAGUGUUAUUCAGUAAUUUAUUUAUUUAUUACGUUGCCUAUUUAUUUUUCAUUACUUUCUCUCAAUUUAGUGUUUACACCCAAAAUGCUUGAGGUACUUAUAUAUGAAUUCAUAUAUUACUUCACUGAAUUUUCAGUACUUGCAAAAGUUUUCAUGGUGCUAAGAAAGCGAAAUGAACUCCGCGAAAUGAUGAAUUUAUUAGAUUGUGACGCUUUUAAGGGCGAUGAUGACACAAGUUCAGCGAUAGUCAAUAGAUACGUUAAUCAAUAUAAAAUUUAUUGGAAAGCGUACUCAAUUUUGUGUCAUUUUGCUUAUAUUUCUUUAUCACUGGCAUCACUUAUUCGUUUCAUAUUACAUUCGAAUAUCGAUCUACCGGUAUGUAAAUAUUAUUUCCUUGGAGAUGAAACCUUAGAACGUUAUUACGUUGUGUUUUGGUUAUACCAAUGCAUCGGUAUUUAUGGUCAUAUGAUGUAUAAUAUCAACGUAGACUUCUUGAUAAUUGGCUUGAUUAUGAUGGCAAUUGCUCAAGUGGAAGUUGUACAUCAUGAAAUUAGUUCGAGAGUUACAGAAGAAGGAGUUAGAGACGGUGAUGAAACAGCCGUAAUGACAAAACUCAAAGAGUAUUUGAAGCACUACGAAAUGUUGCUGAUUUACGCAUCAAAACUUCAAAAUUUAAUAUCUAUUACAAUGUUUAUACAACUAGGAGUUGCUUCAGCGAUUAUAUGCGCAAUACUAUGCAGACUAUCAGUGUCCGUGUCUGUGGAUCUUAUUUUAACGUUAACGCCAUUCAGUAGUGCAAUGAUUCUACAAAUUUUUUUACCGGCUUACCUCGGGACCCAGCUUAGCUAUAAGAGUGAAGAGUUAGUCUACGCAGCGUAUACAUCUGAGUGGAUUCAUAGAUCACAAAGUUUCAAGAGUAGUCUUAAUCUUUUCAUGCAAAGAGCUCAAGUGAAAAUAUCGUUGACUGGUUGUGGGUUACUUCCACUGACCUUGACCACCUUUACUUCGAUUAUGAAAACAGCGUACUCAUUUUUCACAUUAAUAAGAAAUUUCCAAGACCACGACUAA